AUGGCUUCCUUUCGAUUCGAUGAAGAUGAUGACUCCCAAGAGGUGACUUUGAACUUCCUAGAUUUUAGUAAAUUAAAGAUCCGUACAAGAGAAGAUUUAAAUUCUGCACUUUGGAAACUACCAGAACUUCGACUUCGGCAGGAGUAUGUUUCUGAGUCAGACAUUCUCAAUCUUGAUAAGGUCACUUCUAGGCAUUCAGAACAAUUUAUUGACCCUAUUCCAGUAGCCAUGCGAAAUAUCAGGAUCAGAGACCUUAGUCAAGUUGAUAUUGACUGGAAAAUGUUGACCUUAGCACGACCACUGUCCAAAUUGGAAGAAGAUGCUUUUAGCAGGUGA
Molecule: messenger RNA, 336 nt
Organism: Limulus polyphemus (Atlantic horseshoe crab)
Lineage: Eukaryota; Metazoa; Arthropoda; Merostomata; Xiphosura; Limulidae
Exons: 1
Coding region: 1-336 (111 amino acids)
Source: RefSeq, a predicted model, not a curated record